AUGGCUUCAAUAGGUGCUCAACAAGCAAAUGAUGAAGACAAGCUCGGUGUCUCCCUUCGCAGAGAGAAUGCUUGGGCAGACACUUAUCAUUUGUACCUGUUUGAAAAUUUUUGGUGUCCAUCAAUUCAUUUUCAAGCAGUAAACAAUUUUCAGAAAGAGUUUCAAGCAAAAGAGAGUGAUGUUGUUGUUGCUAGCUUUCCAAAAUUAGGUACGAUUUGGUUAAAAGCCCUUACUUUUGUCAUUGUCAAUCACCAAAGUUUCUCCUCUUUAGAGGACCAUCUAUUACUCACUUCCAAUCCUCAUGAACUUGUGCCUUUCUUUGAGUUUAUCAUUGGUGGUAAUUAUAUUCAUAACCAAAAUCUUCACUUAUCCACCAUGACUGAGCCAAGGGUUUUUGGUACUCACACUCCAUUUCCAUCAUUACCCAAGUCAAUCAAGGAGUCUAAUUGUAAGAUAGUUUACAUUUGCAGAAACCCGUUUGACAACUUUGUUUCUGCAUGGAAUUACUUUAAUAAAAUUAAGCCAGUGAUUGUGUCUGAGUUAACAUUAGAAGAAGCCUUUGAAAUGUAUUGUAAUGGGAUAAUGGAUUAUGGUCCAUGGUGGAGUGAUAUGUUAGGAUAUUGGGAAGAGAACAUGGUUCGACCAAACAAAGUUUUGUUCUUAAAGUAUGAUGAUCUCAAAGGAGAUAUCAAUCAACAUGUCAAAAUUAUUGCAAAGUUCUUGGAUUGUCCUUUUUCUGAGGAAGAGGAGAGCAAUGAAAUGAUUGAAAGCAUAAUCAAACUAUGUAGCUUUGAGAAGAUGAAAGAUUUGGAAGUAAAUAAAUCUGGAAUGUACAAGGGUAGUAUUGAGAAAAAGAACUUUUUUCGAAAGGAGAGACUGGAGAUCGGGUGA
This is a messenger RNA of Sphenostylis stenocarpa, 891 nucleotides long. The record is from the annotation of a GenBank genome assembly. Lineage: Eukaryota; Viridiplantae; Streptophyta; Magnoliopsida; Fabales; Fabaceae.